Messenger RNA from Paramisgurnus dabryanus, 2184 nucleotides. It is a transcript of the gene rars1, whose product is annotated as arginyl-tRNA synthetase 1. Gene Ontology annotation, molecular function: ATP binding; arginine-tRNA ligase activity. Gene Ontology annotation, biological process: arginyl-tRNA aminoacylation. NCBI's taxonomy places the organism in Eukaryota, Metazoa, Chordata, Actinopteri, Cypriniformes, Cobitidae. The record is from RefSeq and is a predicted model, not a curated record. Gene Ontology annotation, cellular component: cytoplasm.
UCGCGCAGCCGGCGAAAGUAUUUUUCACGUUGUGGAAGUGAACGAUAUCAAUCCGUAUCUUUUGCUGUCUUUAUUUUUCUUUGGCGCAAAAAUGGGCGAUCCCGUUUCCGAGUACACAUCUCGACUUCAACAACAGGAAAAAGACAUUCAAUUACUUCAAGAUGAAAUAGAGAGGCUGAAGGAUUCGCAAGAGCUAAACUUCACAUCUUCUCAACUUGAGGAGUUAAAGGAGGAGAAUUCUCGCCUGAAGUACCGCCUCAAUAUUCUCAAAAGAAGUUUCCAGGAAGAGAUUAACCAAAAUUGCAAGACAAUGUUGAACAUCAACCAGCGCUUGCAGCAGAUCUUUGGGGAAGCCAUCAGUGCGGCCUACCCUGACCUGGACAACCCUCCGCUGACGGUCACACCUAACCAGCAGGCAAAGUUUGGGGAUUACCAGUGUAACAGCGCCAUGGCUAUGGCUCAGAUGGUGAAAGCUAAGGGUCAGAAGGCCAGUCCCAGAGAAAUAGCAGAAAAGAUUGUCCAGAACAUUCCUCAAAAUGAAUUGAUCGAGGGAACAGAGAUCUCAGGACCAGGUUUCAUUAACGUUCACCUGAAGAAGAUGUAUGUCUCAAAACUUCUCUCAAACCUACUCGUGAAUGGAGUUCAGCCACCACCUCUGCCAACGAAAAAGAAGGUCGUUGUGGACUUCUCCUCACCUAACAUUGCCAAAGAGAUGCAUGUCGGUCAUCUGCGGUCUACUAUUAUUGGAGACAGCAUGUGUCGACUCUUUGAGUUCCUGGGUUAUGAAGUGCUAAGGUUGAACCAUGUUGGAGAUUGGGGGACACAGUUUGGGAUGCUCAUUGCUCACUUGCAAGACAAAUUUCCAAAUUAUCUUACCGUUUCCCCACCUAUCAGUGAUCUUCAAGCCUUUUACAAAGAGUCUAAGAAGAGGUUCGAUGAGGAUGAAGAGUUCAAGAAGAGAGCGUACCAGUGCGUGGUCAAACUCCAGAGCAAAGAGCCAGACUUCAUCAAAGGCUGGAAACUCAUCUGUGACGUUUCCCGAAAAGAGUUUCAGAGGGUCUACGACUGCCUGGAUAUCCGCAUACAGGAACGAGGAGAGUCUUAUUACCAGGACAUGAUGACAGCUGUGGUGAAAGAGUUUGAGGAAAAAGGCCUGGUGGAGGUGGAUGAUGGCAGGAAAAUAGUGUUUGCUCCAGGCCAGUCUAUUCCCCUGACGAUUGUCAAAUCAGAUGGAGGGUACACUUACGAUACGUCCGAUCUGGCUGCCAUUCGACAUCGUCUGUUCGAUGAGAAAGCUGACAUUAUCAUCUAUGUGACUGACAGCGGCCAGUCAACACACUUCCAGGUGUUCUUUGCUGCUGCUCAGAUGAUCGGCUGGUAUGACCCUAAAGUCACACGGGUAGAGCAUGCAGGCUUCGGCGUGGUGCUUGGAGAGGACAAGAAAAAAUUUAAGACUCGUUCCGGAGACACGGUUCGCUUAAUGGAUCUUCUGGAGGAGGGUCUGAAAAGGUCCAUGGACAAACUGAAGGAGAAAGAGAGAGAUAAAGUGCUGACCCCGGAAGAGCUGGUGAAGGCUCAGCGAGCCGUGGCGUUUGGUUGCAUCAAGUAUGCAGACCUUUCGCACAACCGCAUCAACGAUUACAUCUUUUCUUUUGACAAGAUGUUGGAUGACAGGGGCAACACUGCGGCCUACCUUCUCUACGCCUUCACACGCAUCAGGUCUAUAGCUAGACUGGCUAACAUCCAGGAGGCCGCCCUGCGUAAAGCGGCCGAGACCACAGAGGUCUUGCUUGAUCAUGAGAAGGAGUGGAAACUGGGUAAAUGCAUCCUGCGCUUCCCCGAAAUCCUGCAGAAGAUAACAGAUGACCUGCUGCUUCACACGCUGUGCGACUACCUUUACGAGCUGGCCACCACCUUCACAGAGUUCUACGACAGCUGCUACUGCGUGGAGAAAGACAGACAGACGGGGGAAGUGGUGAAAGUCAACAUAUGGCGGAUGCUCCUCUGUGAAGCCACAGCAGCUGUGAUGGCCAAAGGUUUUGACAUUUUGGGUCUCAAUCCAGUAGAGAGGAUGUAAACUGGUCAGCGCUUCCACCCCAAACAUAAGUCCCUUUUCCAAAACAUCAAUGUCCCAAUAGAUUUUUAUGUUAUACCAAAUAAAACUCUUGCGACUACCUAUAAAGA